AUGGCCUCCACGUCCAAUCAACCCCCCGCUCCCGCUAAUGUGAUUACAAAUGUCAAUCAGUCUUUGACCAAUCUCAGGGAGACUCUUGAAUCCUUAACUCAAGGGUCCAUGCAGGACUUAAAGAGAGAUGCGGAAGAGCACUUCAAUCAAGAACUCCGCGGGGUCGCUCAGCAGUUGAAGGCUUCGAAAGAGAAGCAGGCGGCGGAGGUGGAAGAGAUAAACGAGCUUAUACGACAAGUCUUUGAGGAGGAACUCGUUGCGAGCUUCGCGCAGAUCGUCGAGGCCGGCGUCUUGGAGAAUAUCGACGACCUCGUCCAGGAGCAAGUCCGCGAGCAGCUCCCACUCCAGCUCCCAGAGGCCCUGCAGGAGGAGAUGAGGAGUCACAAGGAGGAGCUCGCACGACUCGAGGCCGAGCUGCACAAUUCGGAAAGCAUCGCGCACAAUUCUACCCUCCCGAUGAACCCGGCGUUGAAGCUGUUCCCGCUGGUCACCCCGAACGGCGUCGUCAGCGAGAAGUUCCCUGUGACGCUCGGACAGUUGUUCGACAUGACAGAACAGGACGCCGUAUGGCUUCUUCACGAGUAUGGCCACACCGACGCAAUCGUCUCAAACUCUCGCGAGAGGAACGUGAACGAGGUGAUGCGGUUGUGCGGUGUUCAGUACUACUUGGCGAGCCGUAGUGGCAUCUCCGCGUCCCGGAGCCCAACUUCACCUUCUACCAACGGCGGGAAUACGUGA
Molecule: messenger RNA, 738 nt
Organism: Trametes versicolor FP-101664 SS1
Lineage: Eukaryota; Fungi; Basidiomycota; Agaricomycetes; Polyporales; Polyporaceae
Exons: 8
Coding region: 1-738 (245 amino acids)
Source: RefSeq, a predicted model, not a curated record